Messenger RNA from Chelonoidis abingdonii (Abingdon island giant tortoise), 2246 nucleotides. Lineage: Eukaryota; Metazoa; Chordata; Testudines; Testudinidae. The record is from RefSeq and is a predicted model, not a curated record.
GCGGACAGAGGCAGGCGGCAGGGUCCAGCGCUCCCGGGGAGAGGCGCGUGGCAGCUCAGCUCCUCGCCCCACUUCAGAGAGCGCCGCCGGAAAGGGGAUGCGGGAGGAGCGGGUGCAAAAUGUUGCGUCUUCUCUCCCACACACACACACCUGAAAGCAAAGCGGGGAGCGAUCCCCGAGCAAGGCCGGAGAAUACAGCCCUGAAGCCAGAGGCGAUCCGGAGCCGAAAGCUCGCAGGCUCCCUCUAGCCACCUCAGCUGCAGCAGAGGACGUCAGCGAGAGCAGCAGCACCAGCAGCAGCAUUUUUUUCUCUCUCUCUCUCUCUCUUUUUCAGCCAGUAAUGAGCGUCUGCCCCCUGGUACGGCUGAGCCACAGCGCGGCUGCACACACGCGCACACGGUAUAAAUACGUGAAGGGACAAGCGGCGGGAGCUCCCUGUCUGGCUCAGCCCAGCAGGCAGCAGGGGACCCUCCCCCCCGGCGCCAUGGCGUGCGUGGCCGGCUGCCGCUGCUGCACGGAGCGCAGGAGGCAGAGCAGCAUCCUCUACAACAUCCUCAAGAACGAGGAGCAGCCGGAGGCAGCGCAGCAGCCGCCGCCGCAGGAGCCGCAGGGGCCGGGCUGCUCCUGCGGCUCGCGGCGGCGCGUGGCCCUGCGCAGCCCGCAGGUGGCGGGCAAGGCGGCCUCGGCCGUGCUAGUGAAGACCCUGCGCUUCGUGAAGAGCGUGCCCUGCUUCCGGGAGCUGCCGCUGGACGAGCAGCUGGUGCUGGUGCGCGGCUGCUGGGCUCCCCUGCUGGUGCUGGGGCUGGCCCAGGAGCGGGUGCACUUCGAGACGGUGGAGACCGCGGAGCCCAGCAUGCUGCAGCGGAUAUUAACCGACCGGCGGCAGGAGCAGCAAGGGCAGCAGCACCCCCAGAGCUGUAGCCCGCAGCUGCCCUCGGCCGGCGAGAUCCAGGGCAUCAAAGGCUUCCUGGCCAAGUGUUGGAGCCUGGACAUCAGCACCAAGGAGUACGCCUACCUCAAGGGGACAGUGCUCUUCAACCCGGAUCUGCCAGGGCUGCAGUGUGUACAAUAUAUCCAGGGACUGCAGAGGGAAGCACAGCAAGCUCUAAAUGAACAUGUCAGACUGAUUCAUCGAGGGGACCAGGCCAGAUUUGCCAAGCUGAAUGUUGUUCUUUCCUUGCUGAGAUCCAUUAAUGCUAACGUAAUUGCUGAACUAUUCUUUAAGCCCAUCAUUGGAACAGUGAACAUGGAUGACAUGCUGCUGGAGAUGCUUUGUGCAAAGUUAUAAAGGCAUGUAGACAAAUAAAUCCAUUACUAAGGAAUUCCUAGGGCAGAAUAGUGUAAAGUACUGUAAAUAAACUAACUUAUUCUUUUUACAUAGAUAGUAUUUUUGUAUUCAAUAAUAAAAUAUUCAAGUUCUGACAUUUAAUUUUUAUUAAAAACUUAUUGUUUUCAGAAUAGGAUGUACAGCCAUGAAAAUAUGCCUUUUAAACCAUUAAUGAAGAGUUUUAGUUUCCAAAGUGAGAUAAAUAUUCUCUGUCUUUGAGUGAAGGUCACGCUGAUCUGUGUUAUGUUUUCAAAAUGAGCAACCCCCACUUUUCCCCAAAGCAUUGUUGUUUUACAUUUUAACACAUUUAUUUGGAAAGCCAAAAACAGGAUAAAAGAGCGAAAUUACUUUCCACAUUUCAGUUACGUUAAAAAAGAUACCUUAGUCACAGCAGUCUUUAUAGUUGAACUGUGCGACUUAUCCAUAACCACUGAAAUCAGUAAAGUCUUUCUGCUGACUUUAUCAGGCUUUGGAUCAGGUCUAUUGAAUAGUUAAGAGACCGAUUUACCUACAGGCUUGUGUACAUUGAGAAAUUGACCAGAAUAGCUAUUGCAUAAUAAAUUAUUCUGCAAUAGUUAUUCUGGAAUAGCUCCUUGCGUGGACACUGUAUUGUGAAAUAAAGUUACUUUAUUCUGGAAUAAUUACUAUGGUUCCAAAACAGAGUAAUUAUUCUGGACAAAAAUCACUGUUCAUUACCAUAAAAAUUACUCCACAAUAGCUAUUCCAGUCAAUUUUUCCAUGUAGACAAGCCCUUAGAUAAUGUGUUGCAAACAUUUCAAAAUUGAUUGUUAAGAGGAAUUCAGAUACUUCCAAAGCCUGCGGCAAAAUACUAAAUUUAACAUAUGUUGGACUCUGGGAAAAAGAAUUAUGACCUGGUCUACAUUGAGUGGUGUGGGGGGUUUGAGCCAAGUUAAGCUAC